AGAAGUGAAGUGACUUAACCAAGGUCACACAGAGAGAGGGAGCUACCCCAUUUUAGCCGACUGAACACCGGACCACACUGAAUGAUGGUUCCACCGUAGCCCUGAGCCCUUCCCUCUGGCCAAACCUCUUCUGGGGCCAGAAGGUCCAGAGUUGGCCUAUGACCGGCAGCUUCGCCCACCCCUUGAUAUCGGCUCCACACGGGUCAAUGUCCCCUCUCCGGGUCGGCGAACCCGAAGACCGGGUUUCAAGAUAAGAGCAGCGGCCAGUAGUCUGAGGACCAUUCUCUUGUCCUAUGGAGGCAGAUCUGCAGCUUGAAAGCACUUCGCAAAAAUCAGGAAAUUUGACCAUUGAGAUAACAGCGUUAACGCCCUCAAGCUGCGCACAAACGGAAUUCAGGAAGGCCACACGGUGACGACAGAAAAGAUCGAUGCCUUUUUUCAGAUUUCCCACAUCUGGAUGGCCCAAGUUACCUUAAAACACAAAGGAUCAUCAGGAGCAGAUGGGUUGAAGCCUUCGGAGCCUUGAACAAGAAGUCAGAAACCGGAAAACAAAUUUGUAUGGUCAACGAACGCAGAAAUGAAAAGAAAGGUGGCUAAAGUUGGGAGAUUGAGGCUUAGCCCCAACGAAGAAGCCUCACUCCUGAAGGAAGAUUAUGAAAGACGGAAAAAACUAAGACUGUUGCAGGUUAGAGAACAGGAAAGGUGCAUCGCUUUUCAGAUACGGCAAGAAGUAAAGCAGAGGAGAAAUCAACACUUGAAUCAGUUGGCGGCGGAACUGAAGGCAGAGUGGCACGAAGCAAAAAAUCAGAAGAUUAAAGAUUUGGAAAAACUGUAUCUUGCAAGUUUGAAAGCCGUGGGAGAGGGACACCGUCUCGCGAAGGAAAACGAGCCUGAUUUUGUUGCUGUGGCAAAGCAAGCAGCAGAAAGGCAACAAAGAGCAGAGGAGAGACAUAAAGAAGCUUUGAAAGAACAGAAAAAGCGAAAAGAUAAACUCCUGAAAGAACGAACAUGGCACGUACGAGCACGACAGAAAGCACUGCAGGUGGAGAAAGAGAGAGCUGAGAAAAUCGCAAGUCUACCACCUCCUUCCCCUUAUCCUUUUGAGAAUAUUGAAUUGAAAAGGGUGCCUACAGCGAAGACCUACAACACAAAUUGCUUUUCUGUUACUCAUCAUCAUCAUCUUCUCGAACCUUGCGUGGGUAGAGAAAUGGGUGUUGAACAGCCAGAUGCCCGCUUAGCUGCUGGAGAGGAAGCUAAACGAUUGGAAGAACGACAAAAAGACGGCGCACAGGAACAGAAGCAGAGAAUGGAAAAGGCCCGUCUUCGGGGAAUUCACGCGUUGAAAGCGGUCCAUUUGGCUCAAGACAGGGAGAAGCUAAUGAAAGAACUGGAACAGCUGCAGCAACAAGACCUGGCCCGCAGAAGACAGAUCGUGGCCCAGAUGCCCCCCCAACUGUUUGAACCUCCACACAGGCGGGUUGAAUUGAAAGAGGACUGGCAGAGAGAGCUGGAAUUUGCCUUUGAAGACAUGUACAACGCAGGCAGGAAGGUGAAAGGAGACCUGAUUUUGCACCUCGAGCCCGAGCCUCUACCAGCCCUUUCGGAACAAAGACAAGAUGAAGAACUGGAUCUGUCAGUGGAGCCAGACCAGAUGAGUGAGCCCGGGACCCAGGAACCUCUGUCCGAGGAGGAAACAACACAUCCCAGGGAAGCGGAGACGGCAAAGGAGACCCAGCCAGCCCGCUCCAAGGUGGUGUUAAAAAAAUUACUGAACAAGAUCCGAAGUCAAAAAGACCAGUGGACAGCUAAGACAGUUGCAGAAAGUGACACCUUAACAAUUGAGUCAGGAACUCUUAGCAGUGAAACGAGACCGAUAUGCAGAGAAGAGAGCGCGCUCCAUAAACCAGAGUUUGGCUACGAACCAGAAUCAUCUGAAACAGCAGAUCAGAUUCCUGGAGUUGAGAGUUCCAGUCUGCUUCACCCUCAAGAACAAGCUGUCAGAAUUCGAAAGAUAGCCAGAAGGGAAAAGCAGAGAGAGGAAAUAGAAAAGCAACAACAAAACCAGCUGGAUUUGCUUGAACCGAUUGAAAGUCAGAGGCUGCGGUUGGAGGAUGACUUCCUGAUGGCCCGAACGGUGACUCCGCCGGAGGAAGAGAAGAAAAAAAAGCAAGAAGCAGCAACUCAGACGUCCGAGGUAACAGACCCUGAAGUUGUUGUAGCAGCAGAUGUCAAAAUCUCCAAAGAGGAUCGUCAUAAACAGAUGAUCUAUAACUAUCAGCAGCGUCUUAUACAACAAAAUAGAUUACAUACACAGUCUGUGGAAGUAGCCAGGAAACGCUUACAGGAAUAUCAGGCCCUGUUAAAACAACGCUACCCGUCCAUGUCGACCGCAGCACUGGAUGCAGAUUCUGUUCCCUUGGAAUCGAGGUCACGGAGUUUAAUACUCCCCUCUGAAUCUUCUGGGCAAGAAACAGUAGGGCUUCAGAGACCAGCUCCUCCCCAAACACUGGGGAAAGCUGCCUCUCAAGAAUGUGCUCAGCCACUACGCUUGUAUUCCAAAACGGCUCCUGUUUCGGAAAGCUCAGCGGAGGAGAGUGGUCGAGAGCAAAGAUCCAAGAUGGGCCCCAUUUACCUGGUACAGCCUGUAGACAUUUCCCAGUUAGAGCACAGCUGUUUCCAGUGGCCCCAACGGAAUUCCUUCCCAGCAAGAGAAGAGGAAACGCAAGGCAUGUCGAGCACUCCGGAUGUCUUAACGGCUCGGUCACCUCCGGUUCCAGCCAAGCAACAUUUGCAAAACAUUCCCGUUGCAUCCCUCUCCAAAACACGGAUCCCGGAGAGGGAGUUUAGCCUGGAAACUGAAGGGCCCUCGGGGCUUUCACAAGCCAGAUUGUUGGAUAAAGGGGCACUGUCCGGGGACUCGGCUCACCUCCCAGGAGAUUCAGUCACACUCGAUCAGCAUUUGUUUGGCGUUCAUCAUUCAUCAGCAGGGAAAACCCCUCAGAUCCCCAGAGCGGCUUCACUGGACCCUGAGAACCCCCAGCAGACACUCGUAGAGCAGGCUGAAAGGACGGGGUUCCAGCACGCCAGCCCCCAUUCCUUCCUGCUCCCGGGAGCUCAGCGUUCGCUCGGUUCACCGUCUUGUCCCGAAUCCCGGCCUGAAUCGGAAAAAUCCCAGGGCCCCGCGGCAUCACCCCAGGAGCCCUCCCCUCCGUCGUCGGGUCGUUCCAGCAUCCUGAGAUUUCGCGAGCGACUUGUGGCUUCUUCAGAGCGCAUCUUAGUUCAGCAAGAUCAUUUGAAGGCGCUCCAAGAACAGCUGAACGUCCAGAGGGAAGCGCUCCAGUGUAGCCAGCGAGCCCAGGAAGAACUGCUUGUGCGCAGGCAGGCUGAGUUGGAGGAACAGAUGCAGAAGCAUCGGGAAGCGUUAAAGGAUUUGCUUAAUGACAAGCAGGCAAGAAGAGCAGCACAGGGGAAUAGAAUAGAAACACAGAAGGCACAGCAGUUCAGCCUGUCGUCUUUCUUCAAAGAUGUAGAGCGUAAUUACCAGGAAGAGGUUAAUCAUGCAGAUAAGAACAAGAACAAUGAGAGUAAAUUGCUUUCGGAAAACGUCAAUCCAGCUGAGCAAACCGGUGAGCUUCCAAGGAUCCUGGGCAGAGGGUGGAGGCCUUCGAAACCACCUUUGGCAAGAGUUAAACUCGGCCUGGCUUUAGAGCAGCACGAACUCAGUGCCAUCCAAGAGGUGGAAUCGCCAAGGAGCGGCAGGGUUUCCGCAGCAGGAGAGAGCGAUUCUGUCGAAGAAGCGUCUUUUGAAUCGGUUUUAGGUGCCUUCGAGUCUAGCAAACCCACCGAAACUACUCCCGAUGAGAGAAACGCCACCAGGUCACCCAGCCAAGAGCAGAGUGGACAGGGGAGCCCACCAGAAAGUGGCCAGUCAAGUCCAUUCAUGCAGUGUCUGAGGCAGAUACUCAGUGCUGGUUAUGCUGAAUCAGUUCAGGCCAAGGAUUACAUUGUUGAGAGUCAGGAACCGCCAACCUGUGCACCUGAUGUUGGGAAGAGAGCACUUAGUCCAGAUGAUAACGUAAUACUUUCCCGAGCCUGGUCAAGUAGACUAUCUACGCUCCAGGCCGAGGCUCACGAACGAUCGUCUGAUCAGUUGUCGUCCACUUCAAUUUCCACCGGGAGCUUUUUUUCUCAUGAAGAAGAGGUUGAUUUGAGCCCUCUAACUACUGAUGUAGCCGGUGGACUCGACCUCUUGGACUUGGAGCAAAACUUCCCGAGCUUGCAUCGUCAGCUCUUUCAGCCCCUGGAACCAAAGUCUGACUCCAGUGUCCCAUCUCUGUCUCAUUCUGGGAUCUCUCAGGACACCAAAGACCCAAGCAAGAGUUCAGAUUGUUCCCCUGGAAGCGUAAACACUGCUGGAGUAUCUGAAACUCCCCCCUCCAGUUCAGAGUUAAGAGGACCAAGACUAAAUGCUUUUCUAAAAAUACAUCAUCCGUCUCAGCACUCCAAGCAGCAGAGGGACGUUCCGACUUUGUCUGCCGCAUCCCUGCCCGAGAGAUUGUCCACGGAAAAUAUCCUGGGUACCAAGGACUCUUUUCACCCCCUUUUGCCAGAAUGUACUUCAAGUGAGGAGAGCCAGAGCGGCACCGGGUCCAAAGCAGAAAGCACAGCAUCAAAAGUAUCUUCACAAGUGGAGCCUGAGAACCGAGAAUCCCGCCUCGCAGAGCAGUACGAGGAGUUAUCCAGGAAUGACGGAAAUUUUGACCUCCGGGUCUCCGUGGAAAAACUGCAGCGCCUGAACCUCAAUUCAUCUGAAAAGCCAAGUGGGUUCGGUCGGCUGACUGCGCUCCGCAGCCCACCAGAUGAGCUGGCUCCGAGCGACGAUCUGAUGACGGGCUUUGGGAGUUUUACGGAAUUGCCGGACGGGAAGGCAGACGAAAUGGACGGCAGCCCCAAGGCCCCUACUGGCAGCGAGUCGGGAGAGAGUGGAGGCGUUCAGGGUUGGCCCGAUAUUCCGGAGGAAACCCUGGAGACAGGAAACCUGGAUCGGACCCUACGAGCCGAGCCUCAACAGGUUGAAACGAGUUUGGAAAGCCCAGCCACGGCAAUCCUAUUCGGUGUCCGCCGAGAGAGUUUGCUACCCACUCCGCUGCCUCCUCCCCCAGCUCCGUGGUCUCUCAAGAGCCCCGUGCCUGUGUGGGAGACGGAAUCCGGGCUCGGCAUUCUGGAAGAACCGGAACUGACUCUAAUAAGCUCUACUGAGAUCAGUAUUGCCGAUGUCGACUUGGAGCCCGAAAACCAAGAGGGCAAACUGGAGACCAGUUCUCAGGGAAGAAAACUUUUACCCCUGGACCCAGAGGUAGAUUCUUCCUCAUCUCCUCAAGAGGGAACCUCAGCCUAUAACCAGCCUGCAGGAAGCCCGGCGAGAAGAACACUUGAAACCCCUCCUUCCCAGAGAAGGCUCUCAGCUCCAGCAUUGCAGAAAGUGAGUGAAGUUCAAGUAUGUUCCCCAGAGAGGACGGCUCCUGAAGCACUCCUAUACCACCAACCUCUAAGGCACCAGAGGGAUGAGAAGGCAAGAAAGGAAGUGACUUCUAAAAGCAGGGACAGAGCCAGAGAAUUUCACCGGAAAACUCUGGAGAAACUACGGGCCAAAAACUCACACUGACCAAAGUUUUAGCCAAUUCAAUAAACCUUUAUUAA
Tachyglossus aculeatus (Australian echidna) is the source of this 5700-nucleotide messenger RNA. It is a transcript of the gene CEP295, whose product is annotated as centrosomal protein 295. Gene Ontology annotation, cellular component: centriole; centrosome; cytosol. NCBI's taxonomy places the organism in Eukaryota, Metazoa, Chordata, Mammalia, Monotremata, Tachyglossidae. The record is from RefSeq and is a predicted model, not a curated record. The transcript has 30 exons. Gene Ontology annotation, biological process: regulation of centriole replication. Bases 578 to 5665 code for a protein of 1695 amino acids.